Molecule: messenger RNA, 3211 nt
Organism: Prorocentrum cordatum
Lineage: Eukaryota; Dinophyceae; Prorocentrales; Prorocentraceae
Source: the annotation of a GenBank genome assembly
AGCCGCUCUGGCCCGAGGCGGCUCCGGGGCGAGUUGGGCCGCGGCGCCCGCCGCCGGGGCGCGCCCUAAGGGCCCUAUAGCGGCGCGGCCGGGGGGGCGGGCGAGGGGCGGCGGCCGCGCGAUGCUGUCGCCGCCCGAGAGCCCCGAGUGCGCCCGCAGGGGGCGCCGCUGGGCGGAGUAUCGGGCCGACCCGGCGGGGGACUUCCUGGACGGCCUGGUCGAGCCGCUGGUGCAGGGCCUGGUGGCGCAGCUCAGGCCGCACUACCAGCGGGAGCUCCAGCGCAUGCGGCGGCAGCUCGAGGCCGCCCGCGGCGUGCCCGAGGGCCCCUGCGGCGAGAGCGCCGCGGCGGGCCCGCGGGAGGCCGAGGCCCCGCCCCCGCCCGGCAUCGGCUUCGCGGGGCUCGCGUCCUUCCAGAGCGAGGGCAGCACGGCGGGCCCGAGGGCCGUGCGGCUGCCUGUCGUGGACGUGGACCCGGUGUGGAACAGGAUGUCGAGCUGUGACUCCUCGGUUCCCGAUGCGCUGGCGAUGGUGAGGCAGUACCCCCCGACGAGCCUGGAGGACGAUUUCCGCGCCGUCCACAAGGUGAGGAUGGACGAGGUGGACGCGCUGAAGAGGGCCGCGGACUGGUUCGAGAAGCAGAGGGUCGCAGAGGCACGGGGUGACCUCGGCAUCUCCCUGCCCGGCGCCCCGCAGGCAGCGUUCGGCCUGAGUGCCAGGGCCCACGGUGUGGUCUCGUGGGCUUACUUCGAGACGCUGAUGGGGGCAGUCAUCGUCGCGAACGCGCUCACGAUAGGGGCGGAGGCGUCUGCCUCGGCCCAGGGGCAGGACGCUCCGCCCCUGUUCAGCGUGUGCGAGUACGCGUUCCUGGCCAUCUACGUCGCGGAGAUCUGCCUGCGGUUUGCUGCGUUCGGCGUGAGGGCGUCCACGAGAAGCCACUGGGUGAAGCUGGAUAUCUUCCUGGUGGUAGCAGGACUUGCGAACUCGGUUCUCACCGUGACGUCUGUGUCUGGCGAGGCUGCGAAUGACAUUGUGGGCAAAAUCAACAUGAUGAAGUUGUUUAGGCUUAUCCGUCUUUGUCGAGUUGCACGUCUUGUCGUACAUUUCCGCACGCUGUGGCUGCUCGUCCACUGUCUUCUGUAUUCAAUAACUCCCAUGUUGUGGACUGCUGGCGUCAUGAUUGUGGUCGUCUACGUGUUCGCGAUCUUCGGCAUGGAAUUCAUUAUUGCAGGUGCCUUUGAAGACGAGGAUUACGUGAUGGCCUCGAGCAAGUUCAGCUCGCUUUGGAGCUCUAUGUUGACCCUCUGGCAGUUCAUGUUCGUCGACGGCGCAGCUGCAAUUUACAAACCCCUCGUCUCCAGGAGCCCUCUGCUGGCUUUGUACUUUCUGGCGUUCUUCUUGGUGGGCCCAGUCGCACUCUUGAACAUUCGGGGUCGGCGGACUGCCAUCAUGGUAGAGUCGUCCUUGCGGAUCGCCAAGGAAGAUCAACAGGCCAAGAACGCAUGGAUGGAUUUGAAGAAGAGGGAGAUGAUACCCAAGUUGCAUGCUUUAUUCAAAGGCUUAGAUCUGAACGGCGACGGGCUGGUUAGUCUGGCAGAACUCAAAGCAAGCCCGCCAGAACUCAAGGAGCAGAUCCAGCGCAUAGUUCAAAUGGAGCAGCUGGAGAGUAUAUUUCAUCUGCUCGACCUGGACUGCGCCGGCUCGAUCAGUAUCGACGAGUUUGUGGAUGGACUCAUGCGUUCGUUAUGCGACGAGAAGCCGUCCGAGCUGAUCUUGCUCGUGAGCCAGAACAGGAACGAGGAUCAUGAGCAUGAUGCGGCGGCUCGACUUCAAGACCGACGCGUCAGAGCCCCUGGCUGGACUGCCGGAGCAGAAAGAUCAGGAGGAGGAGGAGGAGCAAGGCUUCUAGUCCAGGUGGACUUCGGGGCGGCGCCGUGCCCGCCGCUCCAGAGCCAGCGCUCCCGCCGUUUUGGUCAGGACCGAGCAGGGAUGACGCUUCCCCUGGGAUGCUGGUCUGACCCGAGGGCUUCACAGAGAGCCCGAGGCGCCCGCGCUCGCGCGCGCGCGGCCGCUCGCGCAGGCCUUCUUUGCAAAGCCUGCCUGAAGAAUUCGAGAGCCACGCUGCCGCAGUCAGGGCCCUGAAGAAGGAACCCUUUUCGUUGGGGAGGGGCUCGGUGUUCCUUGAUUGGGCUGCAGCUUGCCUCCUGUUUCCCUGAGGUUUCCCGUGGGAGAUCGAAGUUCAACUUAUGGGAGCAAGGGGGCCCGUUCCUUAUUUAGGGGUUCCUUGUGCCAACGCCCCGACCUGUACUGCCACCGGCACGUUUUUUCAUCGGCGAUUUUUAAUACUGUGCAAGUCCAGCGUGGCCUCGACGCUCCAGCCGCGGCGCGCCCGAGGGCAUCGAGGCAGCACGAGCGUGCUCGCUGUUAUGGUCUGGAGCAAGCUCGUGCUUGGCUUGGCUCCGACGCUCCAGCCGCAGCACACCCGAGGGCACCGAGGCAGCACGAGCGUGCUCGUGGUGUGGUCUGGAGCAAGCUCUUCUGAGAAGGCCUUCUCCUUCUCACUCCCCCCCCCCUCGCUUGCCCCGAACGUGCGGGACCCCCACCCCGUGGGCCUCCCGGCCCUGCCUCUCGGGAGGGCGCCGCACUGGCGGCCGCUUCCCCGAGGCCGGCCGGGGCACGGCCCCUCAAGAAGACCGCGGGGGCAUCACGCUGCGAUGCACGAGCGCGGCCUCCCGAGGCCUGGCCGAGAUUCGUGCUGUUUGCUUUCUCCUUCCCCUCCGCCCCCCAGGUCGAGGCCCCGCUCCUCUCCAGCCAGCCUCCUCCCCCCCCGGCGGCGCCCUCGAGGUCGCGGCCGAGGGCCUCGGGGCUCGUCCCCGGGCCUGCGAACUGUUCCGUCGCCUCCUCCUGCUCUGCCGCCGCCCCCUAUUCUUCCUCCUCCUCCUCCAUCCCGCCUUGUCCUGGACUCGCUGACAGAACUAUGCUUGGUUCUGAGAGGAUCCUUCUGAGCUGCCGAGCCGCUACCAUCUCCACAAUGAUGGAGGUUCUCGCGAAUGCUGAAUUUUUCUGGCGUAACAUACCAAUUGUUAUCUAAAUAUGUGUUCAACGUCUCCGAUCUGUAUGUCCAAGUUUCGAAUUAUCGACCUUGCGCGUCCUUAUCAGGGUGGCGACUGUAACUGUAAUGCCAGCAGCGGAAAUAAAAGCAUCCAUCCUGGG